Kickxella alabastrina is the source of this 603-nucleotide messenger RNA. Its product is annotated as ribosome biogenesis protein SLX9-domain-containing protein. NCBI's taxonomy places the organism in Eukaryota, Fungi, Kickxellomycota, Kickxellomycetes, Kickxellales, Kickxellaceae. Gene Ontology annotation, biological process: maturation of SSU-rRNA from tricistronic rRNA transcript (SSU-rRNA, 5.8S rRNA, LSU-rRNA). Gene Ontology annotation, cellular component: 90S preribosome; nucleolus; preribosome, small subunit precursor. The coding region runs from base 1 to 603 and encodes 200 amino acids. The record is from RefSeq and is a predicted model, not a curated record. The transcript has a single exon.
AUGCCCCGGGUCAAGCGCGAGCGCCAAAAGAGCCACACAACCCUGCCGACCGGCCCUCUUCGGCCAAAGGCUGCUGCCGCUGCCGCAGCUACCAAUGGCACCGUCUCGCCCCCGGUUCCGAUCUCCACACUAUCAUCCUCCUCCGGAGCAUCCAAAGAAACUGAUUUCCAGCUGCAACAGCUAAAGUCAAAAAAGGAAAAGCGAAUUGAGCGGCACAGCAACUGGAUGGACAAGAUGAACGCCGCCCAGGCUGCGCAAAGACAACAGCAGAAGCAAAAGGGCCGCUCGACAAACAAGAGCGUGUUGAUCAGAGGCAUGGGUGACUUGAACGACUCCUUGCGCGAAGUCAAGGCGGAGAUCAUUGCCCAGCAUCUGUUGGAUUUGGAUAAUAACAGCGGCAAGACGCAGAAGACUGGUGCGCAGUCUGCGGCUGGUGCGGUGGCUAAUGCGUUGAACCCAAAGUCGCGGAAGGCGAGGAAUAAGGCGGCGAUUAAGGAGGAGAAGAGAUUCAGUCAGAUCUUGGUCCACCCCGCAUUCAAGGCUGACCCAUUGGCCACUAUUCGCCAGCACUUGGCCAACACACUGCCACAGAGCAAAGACUAA